Molecule: messenger RNA, 1773 nt
Organism: Haliotis rubra (blacklip abalone)
Lineage: Eukaryota; Metazoa; Mollusca; Gastropoda; Lepetellida; Haliotidae
Exons: 13
Coding region: 14-1384 (456 amino acids)
Source: RefSeq, a predicted model, not a curated record
UCGUGUAUAGGCUAUGGAGACUGUUCGUAUUUUCAUCUGGCUUGCCGGCUUGGUUCUGUUAAGCACCACUCAAAGUGGAAUAAUAAAAGAGUGUUCUGACGGCUGGACACAAGUUCAAAGAACGUGCUUCAAGUUUGUGGAACGAAAACUCGGAAGAUAUUAUGCUAAUAAAGUAUGUGAAGGACAGGAUUCUGUUCUGGCAGUGAUUAAAAACAAGGAGGAGAACAAAGUUGUACAAGAUCUCAUCCGUGGUCGUGAUGAUGCAUGGAUCGGUCUGCAGUACAGUUUUGGAGAGUACUAUUGGAACAAUAUACCUACUGAUCAGUUUGAUUUCUUUAACAUGGCAUUUAGCUCUUCUCGAGGCGACCGAUGUACUGUAAUGUUGCCAGGCACUGGCAGAUGGCGAAAAGUCUACUGUUCUACAAAACGUCCUUAUGUAUGUGGGAAAAGAGUUGGUUGUGAGUCUGGCUGGGUGGGAGAUGAGUGUGAUCGCCAGUGCCACUGUUAUCUUGGACAUGUCUGCAAUGAGAUAACCAAGAAGUGCCCGUACGGCUGCGAGCCGGGAUGGACUGGUGACACGUGUGACAAAUAUCUUGAAAAGCCUACGGUUGAAUCAUUCUACUGUAUGAAACAGAGGGGAGGCUACUCCAUGAUGGUGUCCAUGGACCUGAAAGGUAUCUCCUUCUCGAAUGUCGGGGCUAUGAAUGCCGAAGGGGACAUCACUUCCAACUGCAACAUGAACCGAUUUGAAAGCAAGGGUGAUGGACUAACGUAUCUAAAUAUUCAGAUUCAGAACGUGUCGGGGACUUUGGAACCAGACUGUCCGGCGAAUACCCUUGGUGAUGGGAUCCUGCAAUGGACGUUCAGAUUUCAGUUGACCGAGGGCAGGGUGUCUUUUGAAGAUGCGGAACUUCAUGUCCAGUGUGAUCUGUCUGAAACUGAUGCUGCCUAUGAUGAAUCUAAGAGCGUCGAAAUAGAGGAGAUCCGAGGGAAAUACGUAUUUGAUGUUUCGAGGACACCAGUCAAUGUACAGACGUAUAUAGCAAACCCUGAAACCCUGAAACCGGCCACAAACCUCAGCCUUGGUGAGCCUGUGAGAUUGGUGGCCACACUUACAGAAGAGCAUGAUGUCGUCACUCCGUUGUUCACACCUUCGAACUGCCAAGCAUCUUCUCCUGAUGGGAAGGUGGCUGUAGCACUAAAAGCCUUGGAUGGUUGCCCCCUGUCCUGGAGACUUGGAGAGAAUGAACAUCUCAUUCUGACGGACAUAUUUCGGAUGUUUUGUUUACCAGGGUACACUGAAGUGGUUUUCAGUUGUACAUUUACGCCAUGUUUGUAUGAUCCAAGUCAUUGCUCUGAGCGAUGCUAUAGAUACUAUGGAUAACAAAAUUGUGUUGAAGUGGAAAAGGAUUACAUGAUAUAAGUAGUAACCACUAUAGCCAAAACUCACUCAGUUGAUAGAUGAGCCAAUCGACGUUUCCUGUGUACUCACUCAGUUGAUACAGCAGCCAAUCAACGUUCACUGUGUACUCACUCAGUUGAUACUGCAGCCAAUCAACGUUCCCUGUGUACUCGCUCAGUUGAUACAGCAGCCAACCAACGUUCCCUGUGUACUCACUCAGUUGAUACUGCAGCCAAUCAACGUUCCCUGUGUACUCGCUCAGUUGAUACAGCAGCCAAUCAACGUUCCCUGUGUACUCACUCAGUUGAUACUGCAGCCAAUCAACGUUCCCUGUGUACUCACUCAGUUGAUACAUCAGCCAAUCAACGUUC